AUGGCCGCCUCUCUCCCAGCCAAGCUGAAGAUCAAGGACAUCACGCCCUUUGCAGUGCGCGCCUCGCAACUAGAGAAACACAAACCCAUCGUCUCAUAUUGGUGCAACUACUACAUCAUCGACCAGAUCCUCUCCAAGGGCCUGCACUCGGCCGACGAUGAGUGCAUGCAAUACACGACUACUUUGAUGGACAAGCUGGAGCAGACCAAGACCGAGCAAGCAGGCAACGAUGCUAUCCUAGACGAUAUCGCAGCAAAGGCAUACAUUGAGCAGUUCGCUCUCGAUACGUUCCAACGCGCCGAUGAUGCCAUCCACAACAACCAAGCCUCACGCCAAACCAUCGACACCUUCCAGGCUGCCGUCACCUUCUUUGAACUUCUGUCCAUGUCCAUCUGGGCCCCUAUCGAUCCGGACAUCACAGCAAAGUCCAAGUACGCAAAGUUCCACGCCGUCCGCAUCGCCAAAGCCAUCAAGGCCGGCGAAGAUCCCAACGAUUCGAAUCCUGUCAAGGAGGAGCCUUUGGAAGAUACUACUUCAAGCACAUACCAUCCUCCUACCGUCGAGAGUGCUCCCGAAAGUCAGUAUCCUUCACGUCCAGCCUCAGUCAUCCAACCUGGUCCUGUUGUUUCACCGCCCGCUCAAGAUGCUGUAUCGCCUGUCGAGACUGCCACAAAUCCGCGCCAGAACUCUAUUGGCGGUGGCUACUUCCCUUCUACUCCCACUUUCACUUCGGACCCUGCUGGAACCGCCGCGCCUUCCACCGAUCCAGCAACCCCCUCUGUGCCUUCCGCUCCGCCACCGGCUGUAGCUGUGGAUGCACCCAUGUCGCCUUCGCAAUUUUACACACAGCCUACACAACCGCCGACUUCGAUACCCAUGCACACCCCUGCCAUCGUUCCGCCACCGGUGCCGGCUCCAGUGCCUCUUCCACCUGUGCAGGCCGUGGCUCCAGGUACAUACCGAACCGACGACGAUUCAGUCAUGCUGGCUCAGAAGCAUGCCAAAUGGGCCAUGUCAGCCCUCAACUUCGAGGAUGUCGAUACUGCUGUCAAGGAGUUGAGGUUGGCCCUUCAGACAUUGGGCGCAAGCUAG
Aureobasidium namibiae CBS 147.97 is the source of this 1092-nucleotide messenger RNA. Its product is annotated as DUF605-domain-containing protein. The transcript has a single exon. Gene Ontology annotation, cellular component: multivesicular body. The record is from RefSeq and is a predicted model, not a curated record. The coding region runs from base 1 to 1092 and encodes 363 amino acids. Lineage: Eukaryota; Fungi; Ascomycota; Dothideomycetes; Dothideales; Saccotheciaceae. Gene Ontology annotation, biological process: late endosome to vacuole transport via multivesicular body sorting pathway.